Messenger RNA from Dromiciops gliroides (monito del monte), 487 nucleotides. RefSeq names its product leukocyte cell derived chemotaxin 2 (gene LECT2). The record is from RefSeq and is a predicted model, not a curated record. Bases 32 to 487 code for a protein of 151 amino acids. Lineage: Eukaryota; Metazoa; Chordata; Mammalia; Microbiotheria; Microbiotheriidae. The transcript is spliced from 4 exons.
GCAGCUGUACCCUCAGCUAAAAGGUGACCAAAUGCUUCCCAUCAGAGUAUUCAUUUUUGUUGCCUUGAUUACAACUGCAUUGGCAGGACCAUGGGCUAUUAUAUGUAAAGGAAAAGUUGAAAAUACUAUCAGGCAACAAGAUAAAUAUGGCAGUGGAAGAUAUGGUGAUCCUAGAGGUACAAGGAAUCACACUGGGGUGGAUGUGGUGUGCCCAGAUGGAUCACUUGUGUAUGCUCCUUUCGAUGGAAUAAUUAGAAGACAGGCAAAACCUUAUAGAACAGAUAAUGCUAUUAAUAAUGGUGUUCAGAUAACUGCAUCAAGUUAUUGCAUCCAGAUAUUCUACAUUUUACCUAUUAAAUAUAUGGGUAACAUCAAGAAGGGAGAGUUACUUGGAAUUGUGUUGCCCAUGCAGAAGGUUUAUCCUGGAAUAACAUCUCAUGUACAUAUUCAGAAUUGUGACCGCACUGAUCCUACUCCAUAUCUGUGA